UUAGAUAGUUGACCAUAAAAAUAAUUUUUUUAUUUAGAUACUUAGUUUACAGCAUAAUAUAAUUAGAACCAAAUUUCAACUAUGUAACGUGAUCAUGCUGGAAAACCGUGUUUCAAUUAGAAUUUUAUAAUAUAACUAGUAAUCUAUUGAUUCUUGUAGUUCAACUUGAAACAAGCUACGAGUAGCAGAUUUCAUUAUUUGAUCACAAUAACCAUUCCCUUGGUCUUCUCUUUCUUCGUUCUCAGACAUUGAUGGCUGGAAAAGGAGAGGCCCCUGCUGUUGGAAUCGACCUCGGCACCACCUACUCCUGCAUUGGAGUGUGGCAGCACGACCGUGUCAAAAUCAUCCCGAAUGAACAAGGCAACCGGACCACCCCCUCUUAUGUCGCUUUCACAGAUUCUGAGCGCUUGAUCGGCGGGGCAGCCAAGAGCCAGGUCACCAGGAACCCCACCAACACUAUCUUCGAUGUGAAGCGUCUGAUUGGAAGGAGAUUCUCUGAUGCUUCCGUUCAAAGUGACAUGAAGCUAUGGCCAUUCAAGGUCAUUUCUGGUCCUGCUGACAAGCCCAUGAUUGUUGUUAACUACAAGAAUGAGGAGAAGCAGUUUGCUGCUGAGGAGAUUUCCUCCAUGGUCCUAUGGAAGAUGCGUAAGAUAUCUGAGGCUUAUCUUGGUUCCAACGUGAAGAAUGUCGUUCUUACCGUCCCAGCAUACUUCAAUAACUCCCAGCGCCAGGCCACGAAGGAUGCUGGACUCAUUGCGGGCCUUAAUGUCGUGCGUAUCAUCAAUGAACCCACUGCUGCUGCCCUUGCCUAUGGCCUUGACAAGAAAGCCACCGAUGAUAGUAAUGAAGUAACAAUGUUUGUCACAAGAAAGGGGGGUUUGAAUUGUGACCCUUUAAAAAUUUAA
Molecule: messenger RNA, 905 nt
Organism: Trifolium pratense (red clover)
Lineage: Eukaryota; Viridiplantae; Streptophyta; Magnoliopsida; Fabales; Fabaceae
Product: heat shock 70 kDa protein 18-like
Exons: 2
Coding region: 252-905 (217 amino acids)
Biological process (GO): protein refolding; cellular response to unfolded protein
Cellular component (GO): cytoplasm
Molecular function (GO): ATP hydrolysis activity; heat shock protein binding; ATP-dependent protein folding chaperone
Source: RefSeq, a predicted model, not a curated record